Molecule: messenger RNA, 567 nt
Organism: Raphanus sativus (radish)
Lineage: Eukaryota; Viridiplantae; Streptophyta; Magnoliopsida; Brassicales; Brassicaceae
Exons: 1
Coding region: 1-567 (188 amino acids)
Source: RefSeq, a predicted model, not a curated record
AUGGAGCAGAACCACAAGCUGCUAGCAGACAAGGGUCCUUACUACAACAAUCCGGUGAGGUUCAGGAGAGUUGUUGGUCGGCUAGUGUAUCUUUCGAUUAUUAGGCCUGAGCUGAGCUACGCGAUUCACGUCAUGUCGCAAGUGAUGCACAAGCCAAGGGAAGCUCAUUGGGAUGCAGUGGUGAGAGUUCUCAAAUAUUUGAAGGGGUGUCCUGGACAAGGUAUCAUGUUGAAGGCAGAAAGCGAUCUUCGUAUACACACCUUUUGUGAUUCGGAUUGGGCUUCAUGUCCUCUGAUGAGAAGGUCCCUGUUUGCGUUUGUGGUGUUGUUGGGUGACUCGCCCAUAUCUUGGAAGACGAAGAAGCAUGACACAGUCUCUCAUUCAUCAGCGGAGGCAGAGUACAGAUCGAUGGCAGCCACAUUGCGCGAACUAAAGUGGUUGAAACGUCUACUUGGAGACUUUGGAGUACGGCACAAUGACUCCAUGCAUAUGUUCUGUGAUAGCAAAUCUGCUAUAUACGUUGCCACAAACGAACCCUGUGUUUCACGAGAGGACGAAACACAUUGA